AUGCCUCUUUCAGAUCAUACCCCGCCAUCCUUGAACGGCGAUGAUAGCAGUGCGUCUUCCGAUCCCGCGUGGGUGGUGCAGAAAUUCGGCGGAACCAGCGUGGGCAAGUUCGCUCUGAAAAUCGUGGAUCAUAUUGUGCUACCAAGUGUGGCCGAACAAAAAGUAGCCGUCGUAUGUUCCGCACGCAGCAGCUCUUCCAAGGCCGAAGGAACCACCAAUCGCCUCCUACGAGCGGCUCGAGACGCCCAGAAUUCGAAAUCCAAGACCUACGAUAUUCUAGUCGAGGCCGUGAGGCAAGAGCACGUGGAAGUGGCCGAACAGCAGAUAAAAUCGGUGGAGCUUAGAGAUCAAUUGAUAUCACAGAUCAACGACGAAUGCGCUCAUGUCCUUAAAAUCCUGGAAGCCGCCCAGACUCUCGGAGAAACAAGCGCACGAUGCGUCGAUAAAGUGAUUAGCGCCGGAGAGAAGCUCAGCUGUCGCUUCAUGGCCAUUCUUCUUCAAGAUCGUGGAGUAGCCUCGGAAUAUGUGGAUCUGUCUGAUAUAAUAGAUUUUACUAUAAGCAAUGGAGGUCUCGACCAAGCGUUUUACGACCAACUCGCAAGCGCGUUGGGUGCAAGAAUCCGAGCCUGUGAGUCACGAGUGCCUGUCAUUACGGGGUAUUUCGGACCGGUCCCGGGAGGUCUGCUCGACAAGAUCGGCCGAGGAUAUACAGAUCUCUGCGCCGCCCUGGUCGCCGUGGGCGUCAAUGCCAGCGAGCUUCAAGUCUGGAAAGAGGUCGAUGGCAUAUUUACGGCAGACCCUCGGAAAGUCCCGACAGCCCGUCUUUUGUCUACCAUCACACCGGCAGAAGCGGCCGAAUUGACAUUCUAUGGCUCCGAGGUCAUCCACCCAUUUACCAUGGAGCAAGUCAUCCGCGCGAGGAUACCAAUCCGUAUUAAAAAUGUCAUGAACCCAAAGGGAAAUGGCACUGUCAUCUUCCCUGAUUCAAAGGCAGAUCUGGAGCGAUUAGCGACUGGGCAUGAGGAAAAGCUGUUUCGCUCAAGAAGCGCCAGUGUUUUGUCGGGCCAGGUCCAGGGGCCCAAGAGGCCGACGGCGGUCACUAUCAAACACAAAAUCUUGGUUAUCAACGUGCACUCCAAUAAACGAUCUCUAUCUCACGGGUUCUUCGCCGGUAUAUUUUCCGUCCUGGAUCGAUGGCGACUUUCUAUCGACUUGAUCUCUACCAGCGAAGUACAUGUUUCCAUGGCCCUUCACUCUGAGAUGCCGCUUCUUAAUGGCAUUGGUCGGGACGAAUACCAGAUUAUCGACGAAGAUUUACGCGGCGCCAUUGAAGAUCUAAGGAGAUAUGGAACCGUGGAUAUCAUCCCAGAGAUGGCCAUUCUGAGCCUGGUUGGCCGGCAGAUGAAGAAUAUGAUUGGGGUCGCUGGCAAGAUGUUCUCCACCCUUGGGGAGAAUAAUGUCAAUAUUGAAAUGAUUUCGCAAGGCGCGAGCGAAAUCAAUAUCUCGUGUGUGAUUGACGAAAGAGAUGCUGACCGUGCCAUUAAUAUCCUGCAUACGAGCCUUUUCACCUUUUUGGAAUGA
This is a messenger RNA of Talaromyces atroroseus, 1581 nucleotides long. Its product is annotated as putative aspartokinase. Gene Ontology annotation, biological process: amino acid biosynthetic process. Bases 1 to 1581 code for a protein of 526 amino acids. The record is from RefSeq and is a predicted model, not a curated record. Gene Ontology annotation, molecular function: aspartate kinase activity. Lineage: Eukaryota; Fungi; Ascomycota; Eurotiomycetes; Eurotiales; Trichocomaceae. The transcript is spliced from 4 exons.